This is a messenger RNA of Achroia grisella, 4815 nucleotides long. RefSeq names its product protein Wnt-11b-like. Lineage: Eukaryota; Metazoa; Arthropoda; Insecta; Lepidoptera; Pyralidae. Gene Ontology annotation, biological process: cell fate commitment; canonical Wnt signaling pathway; neuron differentiation. The coding region runs from base 80 to 1483 and encodes 467 amino acids. The record is from RefSeq and is a predicted model, not a curated record. Gene Ontology annotation, molecular function: cytokine activity; frizzled binding. Gene Ontology annotation, cellular component: extracellular region. The transcript is spliced from 7 exons.
UUCAGCCUAGAAAUUAGGGUUCUUUAUUUUUUUUUUUUCAUACAAAGAACUUUUUAUAAAUGGACGAAAGCAUUUUGUGAUGCGCGGUUAUAUUGUGUUUUUAUUGGUUUGUUUCUUUGUGUUUUUACCAGAAUCUACAGAGGCGAUUCGCUGGUUAGCCUUAUACGAAAAAGAAGGUAAUUGGACAGAGAGUGACUGUAGCGAGGCGCGUCGUAGCGGUGCGUUAUGGGGUGGGCAGACUCGCGUGUGUCGCCGCCAGAUUUCGGCGAUGCCGCACGUAGCGGCUGCGGCGAGGCUGGCUCGUGCGGCCUGCCUCAAUGCACACGCUGGCGACAGGUGGAACUGCUCCUCCAUUGAGUUUGCACCAAAGUUCACGCCCGAUUUGCUGACAGGCACUCGAGAGCAAGCUUAUGUGUACGCGAUAUCUGCGGCGGCGCUGGCGUGGUCCGUAGCGAGGGCGUGCGCGGCGGGCGCGCUGCCGGCGUGCUCGUGUGCCGCGCCGCCCCGAGCGCCGCCGCGCCCGCCCAGGCAGGCUCAGAUCACGCCGGCUGAGCCUCAUACCAGGUUCAAGUGGGGAGGGUGCGGUGACAAUUUCCAAUGGGCUCAGAGAUUUGCUAAACAAUUCUUAGACGCACAUGAAUUAGAUGUCCGAGAUGGAAGAAUAGAGGAUUUUUUUGAAGAGGAGAUAACAACUACAGAUCUAGUUACAACCGUUACUAUGGAACCAACAACGGUGCCGCCAGUAGUUAUUUUGGUGGACGAUCAACCAGCGCCCACGAACACUAGCGCACCUCCAAAGACUGGGAAGAAAGGACGGCGUGGCCGCAAGCGGCUGCCGAGGUCGCCCCGACGCGGCAGACCUACAAGGAAACGUUUCAGAUCACGAUACGAGUAUGAGAACAGAGGUUCACGAUACCGCAACAUAGAAUACCGCAUGGCUGCCGACGACCCACGUUUUGAUCCUCAAGUGGACCUCCGCACACGUCUCGAGCGGCUACGACCAUUGAUAGCUUCCGCCAAUCUUCUCAACUACCGAUUCGGGCGAAACGUGGUGUCUGGCGGUAUGCGGACCAAGUGUACGUGCCACGGCGUGUCGGGUUCGUGUUCGGUGCGUACGUGCUGGCGCGCUUUGACGCCGCUCUCACGAGCGGCGGCCGCGCUCGCAACCGAAGCGUCACGCGCGGGCCCGCUACGUCCGCGUCGCCGUGCCGCCCGUCGCGCGCGUCCUCGCCUGCGCUACGUCACGCCCAGCCCCGACUACUGCGAGCCCGAUCCCGCAGCUGGCUCGCUCGGAACCCACGGCAGGAAAUGUAACGCAUCGGUGGGCAGCGGGCGCGGCGGGUGCGGUCGUCUGUGCUGCGGGCGCGGGCGGCGCGCGGUGCGCUCGAGCCGCCUCGAACGAUGCCACUGUCGGUACCACUGGUGCUGCCGCGUCGACUGCCAGCUGUGUCGCCUCACUACAGAGGAACACUACUGCAACUGAACACGCACCGCAUGACCGUCGCUCGACUAUUCAUUACGUAGCUCUUUAUAGCUUCUUUUGUAUGUUUAGAUUGAAAUGAAAAGUAGCAACGUCUUAAGAAAAAUAUUGACUCAUUUGACGGUUUUCACUAAUUUCUGAAUAAGUUUAAGUACGAAAAAGCAACUGCUGCAUCUAAUAUUUAUUGUCUAUGGUUUUGUUACUUGUUUGGCGCCAAAUAAAAGCCAAAGAAUGUUUCCUGCCUAUUUAAAACAUACCAAUAUUUCAUACAUUUUAACAUCAAAUUAAUUAAUACCUUAAUAACUACUAGUCAUUCAUAAUUGAUAAAGUAUUUCGAUGUAAAAAUCAUUUAUUGUUUAAAAUAUUAGUAGCUAGUAUACCUACGCAUAGUAAUACUGGUAUAUAAGUAGAUUAGAAAGUAAGGUUGCCAUUCAAUUAUGAACAUCCGGUCAGAAAACAUCACAGUACUUAGAAUACUGUUAUACCUAUUUAUUUGUAGACUUGUAUUGAAACAUAUCGAAAUAUUAAUAUAAUAAUAAGUUUAUAAUGUAUAGAGUAUCUUGACAAUAAUGUGUUGUAAUAGAAAUAGGCGUCAUCUUUAUUUGACGCUAUGCAUAGCUUUGCACAAACUAUUUUAGUAAUAGUCGAUGUUUUAGUAUUUUGUAUAUAGCUUUAAAAAAUAUAGUGGAAGAAUAUUAUUAUUAAUAUUAUAAAAUAGACUGCAUCUUACACUACAGUGUCCGAUAAUUGGAAUAUAUGAUAACUGUUUUUUCGAUAUUUCUAGGACAGUGUCUUUAUAGUAGGUACUAAUUACAACUAAUGAGCUACUACAUCUAGUUGAUUCGCAGAAAAUCAAUUCCUAUAAUGGCAAAUUUCGUUACUCCUUGGUUUCUUGCUCUGCUCAAUAUCAAUCUAUAGUUGGUUUUGUAUGAGUUAUUGAAGACCUAUUAAAUUAUCAUUUAGAUGAUUAUUAAAUAACAGAAACUUAUACUUGCAUAAUAUAUGCAUCUUACUAAUACUAUAAACGUAAAACUUUGUGAGUAUGGAUGGACGAAUGUUUCUUACACUUUCACGCAAAAACUACUGAAUGGAUUUUAAUGAAACUUUACAAUAAUAUAUAAUAGCUUUAUAGAUCAGAAUAUAAAUUUUACGUGGGUGAAACGAGGGUGUAAGUAAUGUAGAUAAAUCUAAAAAAACCAAUAUAGAAAUAAUAAAUAAAUGCAAUAGACUGUUUUAGAUCGUAUUUAUUUAUGAUGUUCACAAAUUUGACUAUUUUUAAUGUCUUAAGAAUUACCCAAUAAUGUGAGACAUUUAAAAACUUGAGCACAAUUAGUUAUUUUAAAAUCAGCGAUUUAGAGAAUUAGUUCUAUGGGAGAUGGCAACAAAAGUUGUAAUUUUGGGAAUUAGGCAUGGAAUUUACCUUUUUAGCAGCCAAGUAGCCUGGCAUCAUGGUCGGUUUUAAUAUACUUAACAUUAUAUGUAGUUUAACGUAAGUGUUUUCUCACAGUUAUAAAUUAUCUUGUUUUUGUAGAAAAUAACUUUCGACAUACUAUGGUAGAUAGUUUUUCCGAAAUGUAGUUUGUAAACAGGAAUUGUAAAUAAACUUACUGGUACUUAGAAAAUAUUCAAACUUUUUAUUUUCCUUGUGUAAUCCAACCCAUCCUAAAUCGUUGACAAUGUGUAGAUAAUACGACCAGGUAAUAAGAACUUUACACUUAUAAUAAUGCAAAUUGGCAACAUAUGAAUGCUGGUCACUUUAUUUAGGUAGUACUUUCCAAUAAUAACAACAACUUUAUUUGACAUAUUUUUAUUUACAGGAUAUUUUGGUAUUGGAUUUAUGAACAUCGUAGUACAAAAUUCAUAUGUGGAUAAUUAUAUAGUGGAAAUAAAAAAAACGUAGUAAACCCACACUGCAAGGCGAAUAAUUUUCAUUAACUAAUAUUGAGAUCGCAUAAGAGCGUUCAUUGCUAACAUCUCGCAAUCAGCGUCAUCUGCCAAAUGUCAAAUACAAUUUUCAAUAUUUUCGGACAAUUACUAAGUGCACUUGCAGCAAACCAAAACAUCAAUCUUAAAACACGUUGUAAUAUAAAUCAAUCAAUAUCGCUUCAUUUUUUAUUUAGAAAUUUCCAAGUACUCUUAACAUCAAUGUAAAUUUUGGUGAGUGUGAGACUGAUAUAUAUAUAUAUAUAAUAUAAUACGAGUCUUAUAGUCUGAUUGAACGCUCUUAGUUUAUACGUAAUUCAUACAAAAUUUCACAAGUAUUGGUAAUCAUUAGCGGGGAAAAAAAUAUAAAAUAAAUCUCUAGUCGACCAUAAAAAAAAAUAACUUAUUAUCUAAAAUCACAUCACUUUUUCUUAACAUUACUGAUGCUUUGGAAUAACACUGGAAAAAAUAAUGAACAAAGUUUAACAAACAUAUAUUUUACAUUUACUACGUUUUAAUACGUAAUAUUUUAGUGAAUUCACAGAAUAAUAUUUUUUGUAUAAGACAAAAGGCCGCAUUGAUUAAUACGUUUACAGUUCGCCUUUUAAGAGUGCACAACGGUAUGAAAUUAAAAUAAUAGGCACACUUAACACAAAAUAACAACCAUCGGGGUUUGGAAACUUAUUCAUUGCAGUAUGCAGAAGUAUUAUUUGCAAUAAAAGUAAUCUUAUUAUUAUUGUUCACUAGACAGGUUUCCAUUUUACCACAGUACCACGUUACCAUGUUUUUUAAAUCCACUUGAGUUUUGAGGAAAAUUAUUUUUAUCAAUUCUACUCAUAAACUUUCCUAUUAGUAGAAGGUAAUUAUUGGGAAGGAAAAUUUUACGAAAUCAAUCGCUCUUCUUCUAAACUCUGACUUAUACUAAACAACAUAGCGGGGGUAUGGACACAUUUAUUCAGUUUAAAUCCACUUUAGAAAUAUCGUUGUUACUAAGAAUCGAGCCCUGGGCCCUAUUUACGGAAUGCAUCAAACGUUAUUUAAUUAUUUAUAUUAUUAUAACAUAAACCCCUGUAUUUUUUUUCUAAUGCCACUGGUGAACUAUUGAAAUAUAUAUUUUUUUUCUUGAGUAGAAAGUACCAUUUGUUAAGAAAAAUUUUAAGAAAUAAGUACUUUUUUACUCUGUAAAUAUAAGUAAAAAAAACUGUUAUAAAUCGGUUUACCCGGUUCAUAAUAAAAUACAAAUUCAUACAUAUAUACACAUUAGGCAGUAAUCUGUACCCAUAUUUCAAUUUAAUGAACAAUAUAUAUUAUAUCCAAUCCAGUCAUUACAUUUAAAAUUAUUAUUAUAUUUUACGAACACUGCUAAUAUGUCAAAACGUAUCCUAGAAAACAAUUUUACUAACAACAUGAAA